GUUACGUUGAGUCUGUAUAAACAGGCUUCACUCCAUUCUCGUCCCCAAACCAAUACAAUACACAGAGAGAUGGAAGCUUACAGGUACAUCAAGAAGGUGGUAGUGAUGGUGGGGUUAUCGUUGAUGGUGAUAGGCAUGAACGUGGCGAGUGGUGAAGGUCUGUGCAGGAUGACACCGGAGGGGUUGAAGGCGUGCCAGCCAUCGGUGAGCGGCCAAAACCCUCCGCCGCCGACGAAAACUUGCUGCUCGGCUCUCUCAAACGCCGACCUCCAAUGUCUGUGCCGUUUCAAAGGCUCAGGCUUCCUCUCCUUCUACGGCAUCGAACCUGACAAAGCCAUGGCCCUCCCUCUCCGCUGCAACAUCGUUCAAUCCUCUUUCCACUGCUAGUUCACUCACUUCACUCUUCAUGUUCAGUCCUCCUACCAGCUCUGCCUACUCGUCUGGCUCUAAGCCUUGCUUGUAUAAUUACUAGUAUUGUUCUUGUUUGAUUUUAUGUUACAAGUGAUUAUCAUUUUUCAGUAUGCUUGUUUGUGUUCGUGUGCAUGUUUUAAUGUUGUCGACUGAGGUUUGGCUUCUAUUUAAGUUCUGACGCUGGCUUUGCACUUGAGUUUGAUUGUAAAUGAAGCUUCCUGCGAGUUUCCCUCGUUUGGAAUUAUCUUUAUUGUGUUUUGUUGGAAAAA
Neltuma alba is the source of this 680-nucleotide messenger RNA. Its product is annotated as putative lipid-transfer protein DIR1. The record is from RefSeq and is a predicted model, not a curated record. Gene Ontology annotation, molecular function: fatty acid binding. Gene Ontology annotation, biological process: systemic acquired resistance. The transcript has a single exon. Lineage: Eukaryota; Viridiplantae; Streptophyta; Magnoliopsida; Fabales; Fabaceae. Bases 70 to 387 code for a protein of 105 amino acids.